AUGGCCGAGGCAACGGCCAGCGACGACGAUGGCCAGUCCAAGAAGCGCAGCCGCUCCGAGUUCGCCGACCAAGAUGGCUCAGACUCCUCAUCCUCCUCCUCCGACGAUGACAUGGGCCCCCAGCUGCCCGCCGAAGCGCCCAAGAAGAAGCGCCGUGUCUUGCCGUACGAGAAGCACUACGUCGCCGCCCUGCCCAGGUCGGCCCGUUACUCGCGCUCCCUCAUGCACAAGGAGCAGCUUCUCUUCGUCACGUGGACGCCUCUGACCGAUUUCCUCAUCACCUCCUCCGUCGACGGCGUCGUCAAGUUCUGGAAGAAGCUCGGCCAGGGCAUCGAGUUCGUCAAGCAGUUCCAGGCCCACGACGGCGAGAUCAGGUCCGUCUCGGUGAGCAACGACGGCCGCAGCUUCGCCACCGCCGGCGCGGACGCGACGGUCAAGAUCUUCGACGUCGUCACCUUCGACCUGCUCUCCAUGUUCACGCUCGACCACGCGCCCAAGUGCAUCUGUUGGGUCCACCAAAAGGGCGUUUCAUUUCCGCGCCUCGCCGUCUCCGAGGCGGAAAGGCCGCUGAUACACAUCUACGACGGCCGCGGCGACCGGGAGGAGCCGAUGCACACCAUCAAAGGUCUGCACAGGAGCCCCGUCCACCUCAUGGCCUUCAACGACGCCCACGAUUGCGUCGUCUCCGCCGACGAGGGCGGCAUGAUCGAGUACUGGCGGCCGAGCGGCGCCUACGAGAAGCCCGACAACGUCUACGAGUACAAGAGCGCGACGAACCUGUUCGACUUCAAAAAGGCCAAGUCGGUGCCGUCCUGCCUCGCCAUGUCGCCCGACGGCAGCCGCCUCGCCACCUUUUCCUUCCCCGACCGGAAAAUCCGCCUCUUCGACUUCGCCACGGCCAAGCUGCACCGCACCUACGACGAGUCGCUCCAGGCGGUGGAGGAGCUGCAGCAGACGGGCGCGCCGUCGCACAAGUCGGACCACGUCGAGCUUGGCCGACGGUUGGCGCAGGAAAAGGAAGUCGAGUCGCUGGCGCUGCGUAGCAAGAACAACAUCAUUUUCGACGAGUCUGGCAACUUCAUCGUCUACGGCUCCAUGCUCGGCAUCAAGGUGCUCAACGUGUACACGAACAAGGUGGUCAAGGUCUACGGCAAGGACGAGAACCUCCGCGCCGUCCACCUCGGCAUGUAUCAAGGCCAGCCGCAGAAAAAGGGCGUCAUCUCGGUGGAGAUGGGUGCGUCGAGCAACCCGCUGCUGCAAGAGUCCGAGGUCCGCGACCCGAUCCUCGUGGCGACGGCCGUCGGCAAGGUGCGCUUCUACAUGUUCAGCAACGACGAGGACAUCUCAAAGUCGACGCGCGACGUGCAGAACGAACGACCGGCCGUCGGCGCUCAGGCCAAGAAGGAGGGCGCCGCACGGCGCAAGGAGACAGGGGAUGCUGCCGUCCUCCAUACCACCCUUGGCGAUGUUCACAUCCGCCUCUUCCCCGAGGCGGCGCCCAAGGCGGUGGAAAACUUCGUCACGCACGCGAAGAGCGGCUAUUACAACGGCACCAUCUUCCACCGCGUCAUUCGCCGCUUCAUGAUUCAAGGCGGCGACCCUCUCGGCGACGGCACCGGCGGCGAGAGCAUCUGGGGCCGCGAGUUUGACGAUGAGUUUAGCAGCCUCAAGCACGACAAGCCCUUCACCGUGAGCAUGGCCAACGCCGGGCCCAACACCAAUGGCAGCCAGUUUUUUAUCACGACGGAGAAGACGCCCUGGCUGGAUGGGAAGCAUACCAUAUUCGGCCGCGCCACCCAGGGUUUCGACGUCAUUCACAAGAUUGAGAGCGUCCGCACGUACAAGGAGAAGCCUGAAGAAGACGUCAAGAUGCUCAGCAUCGACAUCGCGUAA
Messenger RNA from Drechmeria coniospora, 1893 nucleotides. Its product is annotated as cyclophilin-type peptidyl-prolyl cis-trans isomerase. NCBI's taxonomy places the organism in Eukaryota, Fungi, Ascomycota, Sordariomycetes, Hypocreales, Ophiocordycipitaceae. Gene Ontology annotation, biological process: protein folding; protein peptidyl-prolyl isomerization. The coding region runs from base 1 to 1893 and encodes 630 amino acids. Gene Ontology annotation, molecular function: protein binding; peptidyl-prolyl cis-trans isomerase activity. The record is from RefSeq and is a predicted model, not a curated record. The transcript has 3 exons.